Molecule: messenger RNA, 420 nt
Organism: Medioppia subpectinata
Lineage: Eukaryota; Metazoa; Arthropoda; Arachnida; Sarcoptiformes; Oppiidae
Source: the annotation of a GenBank genome assembly
CAUAAAUUGUGUGAAAUGGAUCAGUUGUCGACAAAUGAAGUCAUUGUUUGUAUGAACGCUAUGUUAAGGAGAUGUGACACAGAAAUGAGACAAUCAAUGGACAGAUUUUGUGAUGAUUUGUGUCAACUAGUGUUGUCUUAUCUGUCACUCGAAGAGCGGUUCCGAUACGAAGAGGUGUCCAAACAGUGGCAGAGAGUUAUAUAUGAGACACAAACGAACCGGACUUUGAGAUCAAUUUCAGUGACGAUUGACAAGUGCUCUAAGGAAUCAAUGGCUGUACUAAUGAAGUGUUUGUCACAAAUGACACAAUUAGUUGAUCUCAAGAUUGCUGGCGAUUCACAGCCGAACUUUAAACCGACGGAUCAUUUGAAACAAUUGUCUAUUAAUUGCCCGAAACUCAAGAGACUGUCAUAUUCUAUU